GGUCCAUAUUAUACCGGAUACCGGUGUAAGAACAGAGGACACGGUACAGUACGGUCAAGAUAUUAGCUAUCUUGUUUACAAACAGAACACACGUGUUACGAUCAAACAACUCCUUUAUUGUGCACAUUUAUCAAAGAUCAUGGCAAAAAGUAUCCGAAGCAAAAGGAGAAGAAAAAUGAGAAAUAUAAAACGGGAAGCAUUUGGAAAGAAGGAACUAGAAAUGUUAAAGGAUGUUGUAGAGAAGGCAAAGGCUGAGAAGGAUGUAGAAAUGAAAGAAAUGUUUACAGUUAAAAGUGCAACAGAGCUUAAAGAAGAUCAGAAGAUGGAUACCUCUAAGGCCUCGAGAAAUUACAAUCCAAAGACAUUAAAAAAUGAGCAUGGAAAUUACCCAGUGUGGAUGAGUCAAAGGAAAAUGAAAAAAGUAAAGAAAACACAGAAAAAACAGGCAAAAGCAAAGGCGAAGGCAAAGAAAAAAUGAAGAGAAACAGUAUAAAGUAGUUAAAACUUUCACAAUAUGGAUGGAAAUAAUGUGUUUAAAUGAUAGAACCAGGAUAGAGAUAAAAGAACCAUUUUUUUGGUUAAUUUGGUUCUUGAUUUUUAACAAUAUACAUUUAAAUGUCCACUUACUACUUAGUCUAAUGAAAAAAAUUAUUACAUCGAGUAGCAAUAGAAUUAAAAAGAUGACUACCAUUAUCGUGGAUAUUUCAUUUAUGUAAUGUAAUGCAUGGACAUGUAUAUCGUUAUUGACCAAGUUUGAUUUAUAAAUGUUAUUUGGUUAUUGUGUAUUUCAAAUGAACUGUUUAUUAAAGCUUUAAAAG
Ruditapes philippinarum (Manila clam) is the source of this 818-nucleotide messenger RNA. Its product is annotated as protein LLP-like. Gene Ontology annotation, cellular component: nucleolus. Gene Ontology annotation, biological process: dendrite extension. The transcript has 4 exons. Lineage: Eukaryota; Metazoa; Mollusca; Bivalvia; Venerida; Veneridae. Gene Ontology annotation, molecular function: RNA binding. The record is from RefSeq and is a predicted model, not a curated record. Bases 140 to 478 code for a protein of 112 amino acids.